Messenger RNA from Xenopus laevis (African clawed frog), 2007 nucleotides. RefSeq names its product nescient helix-loop-helix 1 L homeolog (gene nhlh1.L). Gene Ontology annotation, biological process: regulation of transcription by RNA polymerase II; nervous system development; positive regulation of transcription by RNA polymerase II. Lineage: Eukaryota; Metazoa; Chordata; Amphibia; Anura; Pipidae. Gene Ontology annotation, molecular function: protein dimerization activity; DNA-binding transcription factor activity, RNA polymerase II-specific; RNA polymerase II cis-regulatory region sequence-specific DNA binding. The record is from RefSeq and is marked provisional. Gene Ontology annotation, cellular component: nucleus.
AGGGAUGUGGCCGACUGUGUGUGUGUGUUUGUCUAAGCCGUCCGUCUUUUCUAUAUUUGUCUAGAGAUAUCUAUCUAUAUAUAUAUUUAUAUUUUUCACUUUAUAUGUAAUCGGCGUCCACGGAUUAUUCUGCGUGAAAGUUUAACGGGCCCUUUCGCCAGUUAUCCGCCAGUUCCAGGAGAAGACGUAAAGGGAAAACUUUUUGUGCCAAUCAGCGAAUGUUCACAGCGCCCGUAACCAUGCGCUCACGCGGCGGCGACAGGACGUCGGUCUGAACGUCAACAUUUCGAAUAAAGGUGGUGAAUGUCCAGAAAUUAACUUGGAAAUUAAACAUCUCAUCCAAAAACAUUUUUCUACAAGAAAAAAUAUCUUUUCUUCUAAGCUCUAAGCACGUUCAUGAAGACCGGUGUUUUGAAACCAUCUCAGCAUUGGUUCGAUGACAACUGAUUUGUAAGCACUUUACUGACUGAUCUAGAACUUUUGCGUUAGCUAGAACAAAAUCCUGAAAAGUGACAUCAUCAGCGAAAUUAUGUUAAAUUCGGAGCAGACCGAGAUCCCUGUCCACUCAGAAACUGAAUCAGUCUUUAGUGAUUGUGGUGGAGGAGGUGGCCUAAAUGAUGGCAGUGGGAUCAGCUUGUGUGGAGAAACACGGAUCUGUGAAGCUAGCGAUGUGGUAAAAAGGGAGCUUCAGCACUUAACCCGAGAAGAACGACGUCGGCGGAGGAGGGCAACAGCUAAAUACCGUACGGCGCAUGCAACAAGGGAGCGUAUAAGAGUGGAAGCUUUCAAUUUGGCAUUUGCAGAACUGCGCAAGCUUCUCCCAACUCUACCCCCAGACAAGAAACUCUCCAAAAUUGAGAUCCUUAGAUUGGCCAUCUGCUACAUCUCCUAUCUCAACCAUGUUUUGGAUGUGUGAACUCUGACAGAGCUCCUCUAAGGAAUGAAUGUUUCUUGGACUUUAUGUAUGUGCUGCUUCUUUCAGCUAUGAACUAGGGUCAUACGACAGUGAAGGAUCUAUGGGACCAUAUCAUUAUCUCUGUCGAAAAAAUGUUUUUAGUCCCCUGUCUAGAAUGUAAAACACCUUCUCCAUCAACCAUUUUACCUGAUUUCCCUGAACCUUUUCCAUCAUCACAUAACCGAUUUCUGCUAAUCUAGGUUUAAUAUUUAAGACCACGCUUAUCUUCAUUAAGUAAGAUGAACUUCAAUGGACACAUUAUUCAAGUCUUCGUGAUACACUCAGCUCUUUCCGUUCUCGGUGGUGAAGACUCAAAUAUCUUUUGGAUUUCAAGAGACCAUAUGGUCUAGUUCAUUAACAUUCCAUUGCUCCGUCAAGUUUCUCUGUGAAAGUCCUCUAAAUGAAUAGACACACAUAUUAAGAACCAAGGCUUAUGAGCAACAGGCAUUGUGUAGACCGGCGCUAACUUUAUUAUAACGUGUUUAAGUUGCACUUCUAUAUGACAACACAUUCAUCAACUGUUAUGUUCAACAAGCAAAUGCUAUGGCCUUUUAUACUUUUUGUUGGCAGAAGCCACAUUGUCUUUGUUGUGUCUGUUGGAAGCAGUGAUGUACCUGGUCGACUCUACUGAGGUCAUGAAAACAAUGGACACGAUGGGCAGCCUGAAUUAUGCUCUUCUUGUCGCACAAUGUUAAAACAAUAACUAAAACAAUAUACCACAAUAUCAUAGGCCUUGGUUGGACCUUGGCCUAGGUUUUGUACUACAAUAACGUUAACAGACCAUCAUUGUUCUAUAAAUCGUACAGUCUGGCCAUGAGGCACGACAAUUUAGAAGCGCAUGACCUGCUCCGGAAGUCUCUAAUGACCGCCACGCCAACUGCAGUGUAGAGCAGCCUAAACAUUCUAUAAAACCAGAGCUAGAUGUGGUGUUUCGAUUGUAGAUGACAGAGAUAGAUGUAACGAAGACACUUUUUCUAGGAACAGAUUCCAUUUUAUAACUGAUUAACGUUCAGUUUGUGUGCACUUUUAUUUUCAGGGAUAAAAAAAAAAAA